Messenger RNA from Podarcis lilfordi (Lilford's wall lizard), 387 nucleotides. NCBI's taxonomy places the organism in Eukaryota, Metazoa, Chordata, Lepidosauria, Squamata, Lacertidae. The record is from the annotation of a GenBank genome assembly.
AUGGUUAGGGCUGCACCGUUAAGGCUGCAAGAAACCCAGAGGGAGGAAGCCCCAGUGAGAUCAGCGGGGCUUGCCUCCAAGCAAGGCGUGCGCAGAACCGCCGCUCUGCGCGAAAACAAACAACCCAAACCCCCCGUUAAACAGCAGCCGCAACCGAACUCCGAGUCUGCGUUCCACUCGCGGCUCGCACUUUCGAGACCGCCCCUCGCCGCAGCAGCGGCGGCGGCACCGCCUCCUCCUGCCUCUUUGCCGACCGCCCCUAAACCCGCAGUUCCGCCGAGCCCCUGCCCCGCCCUCCAUCUCUUUUUUAAAACAGACGCCGGCGAGCGCAGCGCCCCCUGCCGGCCCCCUGUCGAAGCCGCAGGGGCGGCGCUGGUCCCUGUGUGA